AAAUCAUAGUUGCUUCGAACCCCAAAGAGUGAAUUUCUACAGUUUACCCUUAAGGUGAGAAUCGACAAUUGCCCAAUCAGUCUGAAUUAUUUUCGGUGUUGCAAGCGAUUCUUUGCCAUCGAAUUCAUUUCUUACUCAUCGUUUCGUCUUCUUGGAGUGCCCCAACAUCCAGAACUAGGCUGCUGGUCACAUCCAGGAAAUCCUUGCAGAUAACACAGGAUAACUGUGCGAGUGGGAGGUAUUAUCGAUCCAUGCGCCCUAUCCAGAACGAAGUUCUCAGUUAAAAGGGAACAGUGCAAGAACCAAAGAGGUCCAGAGGGCGGAGGCCUCCAACACAUGAAGGAUCGCUUCUUUCGCUUAGUUGUAGUGUCCAUCAGGUGUUUUUUCAUUUAGAUUCCAAAGGUCUUAGCAAUGGGUGGUUGCGCAUCGAAAGAAAACUCCAAAAAAUCCAAAGAGGACAGCUCUGGGAAAUCAGCCAUGGUUGACGCAGCAGUCUUGGAAAAACUAGAAGCAGGUUUCAACAAACUUGAAGCCUCUGACUCCAAAUCACUCUUGAAAAAAUUUCUUACCAGGGAAUUGUUUGAUCAACUGAAGACGAAGAAGACCACAUUCGGUUCUACCUUACUGGAUGUCAUUCAAUCUGGUCUAGAAAACCAUGACUCAGGAAUUGGAAUUUAUGCCCCUGACGCAGAGUCCUACACCACUUUUGCUGACCUAUUCGACCCGAUUAUUGAAGAUUACCAUGGUGGCUUUAAAAAGACUGAUAAACACCCCCCAAGAGAUUUUGGAGAUGUAAACGUCUUCGGCAACUUAGACCCUGCUGGAGAGUACAUUGUAUCCACUCGUGUAAGAUGUGGCCGCUCUUUGGAGGGUUAUCCAUUCAACCCCUGCCUAACUGAAGAGCAAUACAAAGAGAUGGAACAGAAAGUGUCAUCUACUUUGUCUGGAUUGGAAGGAGAACUCAAAGGUACUUUCUAUCCGUUGACUGGAAUGGACAAGGAGACUCAACAAAAGCUGAUUGACGAUCACUUCUUGUUCAAAGAAGGUGACCGAUUCUUGCAGGCAGCAAACGCUUGCAGAUUCUGGCCAACUGGUCGUGGUAUAUUCCACAACGACGCAAAAUCAUUCCUGGUAUGGUGCAACGAAGAAGAUCAUCUUAGGAUCAUCUCAAUGCAAAUGGGUGGAGAUCUUGGCCAAGUAUACCGUCGUCUUGUAACUGGAGUUAAUGAGAUUGAAAAGCGUUUACCAUUUUCCCACAAUGACAGACUUGGUUUCUUAACCUUCUGUCCCACUAACUUAGGUACCACCGUCAGAGCUUCUGUUCACAUCAAGGUCCCCAAGCUGGCCUCCAACAAAGCCAAACUUGACGAGAUUGCUGGCAAGUUCAAUCUCCAAGUACGUGGCACUCGUGGAGAACACACCGAGGCUGAAGGGGGCAUAUACGACAUAUCCAACAAGAGAAGAAUGGGUUUAACCGAAUUCGAUGCUGUUAAAGAAAUGUACGACGGCAUUUCUGAACUUAUUAAAAUCGAAAAGGAACUGUAAGUCGACCAGUAUUAAAAUGGUAUUUUGAGUAUACAUAAUAUACAUACCAGAAAUGGCGCAAACAAGUAUGAGUAUAAUAAACUUGUUGCGGAAAUACUGGGUGCUUACUGUUAAGUUUCUAAAAAAAAAGGAUGUGUAAGAGCAUAAGUUCAUUGUAAUCAGCUUAAAUAGUCGGAAUUAUUUCAUACAAGACAUACGACAACAGGAUAAUUUUUAUGUCCCUUUUAUUUGAUAUACACCUAUUCUUUAUAAGAUAAUUAUAUGAAUAUGUUAAGUUUUAUUUAUACAACGGAAAGUUUAUCACAAUUUAAUAAAUACGUCCAUCCCA
Harmonia axyridis is the source of this 1873-nucleotide messenger RNA. RefSeq names its product arginine kinase. NCBI's taxonomy places the organism in Eukaryota, Metazoa, Arthropoda, Insecta, Coleoptera, Coccinellidae. Gene Ontology annotation, biological process: phosphocreatine biosynthetic process. Gene Ontology annotation, molecular function: creatine kinase activity. The transcript is spliced from 5 exons. The record is from RefSeq and is a predicted model, not a curated record. Bases 412 to 1545 code for a protein of 377 amino acids.